AAAGAUGAAUUAAAAGAAAUUCUGAAAAGAAUUGGCGCGAGAUGGAGUGAUCAUGUUGGACCGGAUACAACCCAUUUACUUUGUAAUAUUCAAGGUGGCCCGGAAUAUAAUCGAGCUUUGGAAAGUAGUAUACCUAUCGUGAAGCCCGAAUGGCUAUUGACUAGCGAGAAAUUGGGGAAAAUGCAGGCUGCGUUACCGUAUUAUCUCGUAAAUGACGGAGAUACCUCUGUUACUGCGAACUCCGAAAAAUAA
Messenger RNA from Ambispora leptoticha, 252 nucleotides. The record is from the annotation of a GenBank genome assembly. NCBI's taxonomy places the organism in Eukaryota, Fungi, Glomeromycota, Glomeromycetes, Archaeosporales, Ambisporaceae.